GCUUUAUUGUAUAUAUGUAAAAUCUUCUAUUGGGGGAGAGCGUGCACGUAAUGCUAUUACAUGUAAACCAGAUGCAAACACGGGAGGAAUGCAGAUUUACUGAGGAUUGUAUCUUUGUUGGUUUUGAUAUUUAUAUGAUGCUCCAAGAAUUUUACAUGUUCAUCAUUGAACUGGCACAUUUGUGCAGCAAAGGAAGAACCGUUUCUAUGAGUGCCUCUCGCCCGUUACACUGUGAUGGGAAAGAUAAUAACAGCAAAAAAGGUUCAAAGAGAAUGGCGUAUGAGGUGUUUCUGGGUGGAUCCUGUAAUCCAACCACGUGGAGAUCAGAAAUAGCGAUACCGACUCUACAGAGCCUCGGGAUUACUUAUUACAAUCCCCAAGUGUCACAAUGGGGUCCGGAACUGAUAGCUCAAGAGUACGAAGCGAAACAGACGGCGAAAGUAUUACUAUUCGUGAUCGAUAAUCAGACGCGGAACAGUGCAGGCAUCAUUGAAGCAGCUCAGUUGGCAGCUACACGUCGCGAGUCUUUAAUCCUUGUGAUUUAUCCAUAUCGUCAGGGUCAAGCGAUACUCGGCGAGACUGUAUCCGUUCAGGAGUUUUACGACUUGAUGAACGGUCUGUUGGUACUUCAGUACCUUAUGGAGAGGCAGAGGAUACCGAUAUUCGAGAGUGUGUCGGUUGCCCUUAAUUGUACGUCCAAGGUUCUACGCGAAGAGAUUAAAGUACAAGAUCUGCAUUCCGAAGAUGGCAUUAGAUCAGUCAGAAUUUCGCUCGGUCAACAUGGAAUGGACGCGGUUACGCUCAGAGACAUUUUUAAAUCUAUGGACAUUAAUGACAGCGGUAGCGUUAAUCUGGCUGAAGCUUGGCUGGCGUUGCAGUCGAACGUGAAAUGCAACGUGUCUGUUUCGGAUCUGCUGAAUGUGCUAAAUAAAUCGGAAAUCUAUAGGACAUCGAUAGACGAUGGAUUUCCAGUGAAGAAAGAUCCAAAGGAAUUACGGAUAAAUUUUGAACAGUUCUGUGCCCUAGCUACCGAAUCAGCAUGGAGGACGAAGAGCAACGGCGUUUCUUGUGAAAAUUGGACCAGUUCGAUCGUGGCAGAAUCUGAAAAGAGAGACUUGUAUGUUGGAGUAAUCGACAAAGACAAGUUCUGGUUAGAAACGUCCGCAACACCGUCCAUCGAGUCUAUGGGAAUGUCUUUAUACCGACCAAGCCUGAACGAGUACAAUAUAAAGGUUUUGCCGCAAGAAUUGCAGAAAAUGAAAAAUUCGCGAUUAAUAUUAUUGAUUGUGCCACAGCACUCUCGUGGUAUCGCUAUAAUGGCUUUGGCAGCUCAUCUGAUUGGACUGCGUGCAAAAUUAGUCUUGUGCGUUCAAACGCUUCCCGACGGUUGUGUAGUUUCCGGUGAAAAGUUAACCGAACAAGCCACAAAAGACUACAACCGGGGAAGAAUGUACCUGUCAGACUACGCGAGGCGCGAAGGUAAUGUUUUUCUGGCCCGUUAGGGAGCAAUGGCCACGCAGUCCGACGAUCCGUACCCGGAAAUCGUCAAUUCUACGGAUAGAAGAAAAACCGUUAAUUUCGGCAGUUUGUUGGCACGAUUUUUCACGAUUUACUGGAGAUCAUUCGUGCUCGUAUUAUGGCCGCUCAUUUUGUUGCCUAUCGUCACCGUCAUCCAAACCACCGAGCGUGCUUUCCUUCAUUGCCCAAUUGUUUUCGCGUUUACAAUAUUAAGUAUAUGUAUUCUUGAGUCUCUUUUCUAUUCUCGGUCAUGCUCUAUUCGGCUUGCUCCGAUUGAGCUGCAAACCGAAGGAAAACGUUUCGAUUCGAAACAGGUGACGGCGAUGCGGUGUCUGUAUGUCGUCGGUUUGAUGGCGAUGUUUUGGAUGACCGAGGUACUUCCCUUGCCGAUCACCGGUUUGAUUCCGAUCGUUCUUUAUCCGUUGAUGGGCAUAAUGAGCACCGGUGACACCUGCGCUUGCUAUAUGAACGAUACUACGAUGAUGUUUAUCGGUAGUAUGGUGAUAGCGAUCGUUAUCGAAAACUCUGGCCUUCAUAUGCGGAUGGCGUUGUUGAUCAUCAAAACGAUCGGAUGCAGUCAUCGUAGAUUAACACUGGGCUUGUUCUUCGUGACCAUGUUCCUGUCUAUGUGGAUUUCAAACACUGCAGCUACCGUGAUGAUGCUACCGAUCAUCGAGACCGUUCUAUUGGAACUCGAGGCGCAAGGCCUGGGUAAUAUGUUCGUUCAAGAGAGAUAUAGAAGCGACGAAGAAGACGGAGCAAUCGAAGAUUCGCUAAAAAAACCAACACGCACGACCAUGGUGUAUUAUCUCGUGGCUGCGUAUGCUUCUAGUCUCGGUGGCAUCGGUACAUUAGUCGGUACUGGAACCAAUUUAACGUUGAAAGGAUUCUUCGAAAAACGAUUUCCAAACAGUUCGGGCAUUAGCCUGACUUCGUGGAUGCUUUACUCGGUCCCGCCUAUGCUUCUAAUGGGAUUUCUCACUUGGGUAUGGCUUCAAGUAAUGUACAUGGGAAUGUUCCGACCUGGAAGCAAGGAUGCGAGUGCCAUCGAUAUCGGUCCGCACGGAGAGAAGGUCGCAGCGGCCGUAAUCGAGAAAAAGUACAAGGAACUUGGCCCGAUCACAUGGCACGAAUCGUCUGUUGGCGUUCUUUUCCUUGCGGUUGUCUUACUUUGGUUCUUCAGAAGUCCCGGAUUUACUCGUGGUUGGCCAACCUACAUCACUAAUUUGCAAGUCAAAGAUUCGACGGCGGCCACCUGCGUUACCAUUCUGUUCUUCGUAUUACCGUCCAACCUCGACUUCCUUCGAUCGUUCGACGCGAAUCCCGCUAAUCGACCAACCAAACCAUCGGCCGGCAUGAUCACUUGGAAGAUGAUACAUCAAAAAAUGCAUUGGAGUUUGAUCCUGGUAUUGGGCGGUGGAUUCGCCAUCUCGGCUGGCAGUACUACUUCAAAACUUUCUUCCAUUCUAGGCCACGCUCUGAUCGCAUUGCAAUCGAUCGAUCCUCUCGCAAUACUGUUCAUCGUCUGCGCGUUCGCGGAAACUGUAACGGAAUUAACAUCUAAUGUCGCAGUCGCGAAUAUCAUUCUACCAGUUUUGGCGGAAAUGUGCAUUGCGAUGAGAAUACAUCCUUUAUAUCUGAUGCUGCCGGCCUCUCUUUGUUGUUCCUUCUCGUUUCAUUUGCCAGUGGGUACACCGCCAAACGCGAUCGCCACUGCAGCGGCACAUAUAAAAACUAGAGAUUUUGCGAUAGCCGGAGUAGGACCGAGCGUUAUCACGCUUCUCGUUACAACACUCACAUUUUCCACUUGGGGCACUUAUGUCUUUAAUCUAUCCGAGUUCCCCGAUUGGGCAAUUUAAACCUUUUAUAAUUCCGCGUGUCGCGUUCAACGCAUUCUUCUCCAUUUGAAACGAUUUCGAAUCACCUCUUCCU
This is a messenger RNA of Dufourea novaeangliae, 3450 nucleotides long. RefSeq lists its product as uncharacterized. Gene Ontology annotation, molecular function: citrate transmembrane transporter activity; succinate transmembrane transporter activity. Gene Ontology annotation, biological process: monoatomic anion transmembrane transport; citrate transport. The transcript is spliced from 22 exons. The record is from RefSeq and is a predicted model, not a curated record. Gene Ontology annotation, cellular component: membrane. Lineage: Eukaryota; Metazoa; Arthropoda; Insecta; Hymenoptera; Halictidae.